Aspergillus ibericus CBS 121593 is the source of this 3953-nucleotide messenger RNA. RefSeq lists its product as uncharacterized. The transcript has 2 exons. The record is from RefSeq and is a predicted model, not a curated record. NCBI's taxonomy places the organism in Eukaryota, Fungi, Ascomycota, Eurotiomycetes, Eurotiales, Aspergillaceae. Bases 238 to 3711 code for a protein of 1157 amino acids. Gene Ontology annotation, biological process: transmembrane transport.
UGCCAUUCACCCUAUCCGAUUUUCCUUUCCCUCGCGACUCGCUACAUCUAUCCCGCUUGGCGUUCGGUCGCUCGUUGCAUCUGACUGGGGAGGGUCGCAUACUCGAAGCCUUAUCUGGUACCUAAGGUCCUAGGAUCAUCAACGUUCUUCGACACCGGCUGAACAACGUGGAUUGAAUCAUCUACGAGGGGACUGACCUCCCCGAGGAGGUCAUCCCGAUCGCACCCUACGGCCGAAAUGUCUGUACGUCGCGACGCGAGAUGGCACUGUGAUUCAGGACCGACGGUCGUCGCCCAACGAUGCGGCACUCCAGGUUCAGGAGUGGGGCAGGAAGUCUCUUAUAUUCGUUCGGGGAAACAAACGGCACGACGACGAUGGCAGCGUAAAGAUCGACCGUGGGUUGGCAGUGCUGGGUUGAUGUUGUUCGUGCUGUUGAUAUCGUGGAUACCUGCGACCUAUGCUGCCUUGGUGAAUUUCGAGAACUGCUUGCCUGCCACCACAAUCGAAUCAAACCCACUACAACUGCAAUUCGUCCCGCUUGACGUCUCCGUCGUCUUCGACCUACAUAACUCUCUCCACCCCCUAAACAUAUCGAUCUACGGUAACGUCUCAGGAACUGCCAAUGGAGAGACCUAUCCAGCCCCGGAUGAUCCCCAGUGGUCGAACCCGAACGAUACUGUAGGAAAGAUUGUGAAUGUGGAUACCUCUAAUGAUAUGUACACAACGCUUCUGCCUUCAAUCGACGUCCUUAGUUUCAAUCCCUAUCAUGACGCGUCACAGUUCUGUCAAUCGGUCUUUCAGGGGUCUUGCCCCCUGGGUCCCGUCUUCUAUGUUAACGCGUCGGACCUAUCUGCUUUGCGCGCCUUCUCUAUUGAGCAUGAUAUGCUAUCAUCGUACCGCUUCUCGACCUUGUCAUCGAAAAUUUUGGUCGAAUCUGGCGACAAAGCCGCUACGAAGCUCGCGUGUAUUUCAGUUGACAUUACCCCGGACCUGGGAACAUCUCUGAGGAACACGUUAUCCUAUGUUCCCCUUGUGAUCCUUAUACUGGUAGGAAUCGCUACUGUAAUGGCGGCGAUAUAUAGCCCAUGGGGCACCACUGAUCCUUUUCAUUGGACCAGCAACUACGGUCGUGAUGAGGAUGUUCUCCGACUUGUCACACCUGGUUUUGGCGAUUGCCUACAAUACAUUCAGUUUGCGGUCUUGACCGGUUCCCUAUCGCUGAAUUACCCUGGUUUUUACCAGCCUGCGAUUAGCCAAGUUGCCUGGUCUGUACUCAUGUUCAACCAGAGUUUCUUGGACCCUGGACAAGAGCAAAUGCCUGUUAAAGAUGGCGUUUAUACCGUCAAUUCUACGUAUGGUUUGGACAGGUUGGAUCAAUAUGUCGGCAUGCCUGCAGCGCGUGAUAUUUGGCCGGGAAUGAUGGUUUGGCUACUUGUCAUUGUGGCCGUGAUCACGGUUCUGAUCCAGAUAGCUUUUGGGCUACGUUGGCUCCAUCGUACGAUUGCCAACAAUCCGGAUCAGGACCUUCGUUCCAAGAACAUGCCCUUUACGGUCGGGAAUGUCAUCCGGAUCGUCUUCAAUUAUCUACUUCUACCGCUUGUCUCGAUAUCAUUUUUUCAGCUGGUCAUCGCCGGCCAAUCCCCAGCAUACUCUGUUGCGCUAGCAGCUGUGGUCAUACUGAUCUUGGUAGCCUUUUCGCUGUGGACAGUCCGGCUAAUUGCAACUACCCGGCCGAAGUCGUACCUCUUCGAUGACCUUCCGACUGUGCUCCUCUAUGGCCCGCUCUACAACACCUAUUGUGAUGAUGCAGCUGCCUUCGCGUUGGUCCCAAUCUUUCUAACGUUCGUUCGUGGUAUUGCGAUUGGGGCGCUGCAGCCAUCCGGCAUUGCCCAGAUCGUGCUGCUCGCUAUCUGCGAGGUGGUGUCUAUUCUAACACUAAUCGCCUUCAAACCGUACCCAUCGCCAACUUCGAUGAACCUCUACCAGGCCUGUUUCUCCAUCGUUCGAUUCCUGACCAUCCUACUCAGCGUCGUCUUUGUUCCUUCCUUGCGUAUCUCACAGGCCGCUCGAGGUUGGAUCGGGUAUGUCAUACUUUUCUUGCAUGCGCUAGUCAUGGUCUUUGGCUUCUUCUUGAACGCUCUGCAGACCUUUAUUGAGGUCAUUGCACGUCUUGCUGGUGCGGGAGGCUACGAGGGGGGCGUUACUCGAGGUGGCCUUGUCAAGGUUUUUGGUAUGCGGCAACUCUCACGGCGCGUACCCAGACAAAGCGUCGCCACCCGUCAAAGCAUGGGCUCCGAAGCUGCGAUGCUAGCACACACAGACGACCGACUAUCGUCGCAGUUCGAUGGAUCCCGACCCCGCAGUCUUUCGGGAAGCUCCGCCAUGCUUUUGAACCGAGCCGGUGCAAGUGAAGGGCGAGCUAGCGCGAUUUUUGACUCGGGAAGUGCACACGGGGGAACGCACAGUCGGGCGAACAGCAGCGGGUUCUUUACACCCUCGACGCCGGGGGGAUUUGCUGCAGCCGGGUAUCAUACUCCGGGAAGCAACUCCCCCAAGAGCGGUCCCGUCUUUCCCAUGCAUCCGCAUGACCCUUACUACCGACCUCCUAGGCCCCGCAAAAAGGUGGUAGACAUGGGAGCUGCCGGAGAGAAGGGUAGAUCAUCACGACAUACGCGAAGGUCAGCCAGCUACGGGGACAUAGAUGAUGAUAUCAUCGAAGGACCCUCGAUCUCUGGCAGAGGCACGCCGAUUCCCGCAUAUAUCCCCGCACCCAAGGAUGACCUCGAUCUUGACGACCCUCGCCAGUCAAGGAAGGAUUAUGCAGUUCGUGAAGUCGACUUCUACUACCGAGUACGCGGGCCUCCGUUGUCCCAGUCAGGCACUCGCAAAUUGAAGACGGGCCCGGCUGAUCCCACCGGCCCGGUUUCUUCUGCCACCGGCUUUUUCCGCAGCCUGUUUAGGGGAAAGACCAAGGAAAAAGGAAAAGGCUUUGAGGUUGUGCGCAGUAGUAGAGCGCCACCGCCUGGUCUUUUCCCGGAAGGCGAGGAAUUUCAUGAUGACCAUGAACCUUACAGAGACGAGCCCGAGGAACAGGGCGCUGCAGGGGAAACUCGUGAGAUCUCGGAAACCGAUGCUCAGUACCGCGAUUCAGAUGGCGACGGUAACGAGCGAUCUACGGAGACGCAGGCUGUUCUGCCACAGGUGGAGACGGGCGGCGACAUCGAGCUCCCAAGUCGCGUGGGCUCUCUGUAUAGCUCCCAGUCGCCCUCUUCUGCUCGACCAGGUGCCGGGCGUCAGGGCUCUAUAGGUUCCUUGGCUCCGGAAGAGCAGGAUUUGGCGCAGAAAUCCCUCUCGGUCACAGAGACAGCUAUUGGGGAAUCAGCUGAGCUCGGUAACAGGCACGAACCAUCGGUUCAUCCUUCCAGUCAACUACACCCCUCAGCCUCAGUCACCAGUCGGCUACCGUUCAGUGCCACCAGCUCACCCUCGCGAGAUCGCAAUUUCUCCAUUGCGUCGACGUCCGCUUCCACGACCUCUAGCCGUCGUGUGAACGAUGGAAGUAUCCGGAUUGAGCGUCCAUCCAGCAUGGGCUAUGUUGCGCAGUUCCGCACCCAGGAUAAUAUCCACGAAGCCAGCCCGGAUGAGCCCUCGUUCGCGGGCAGCGCCGCCGAACUGGUGGAUGAGGCACAUCACACCGGCGAGGCACGCUGAGGAUGACGAAUUUCCUUUCCUAUCUCUGUCGCCCCCCCAAAAGGAUUUUGUGCAAGGAGUUUGUGAUAUAUGGGUUGGAUUUCCGUUACAUAUGCAACCGGAUCCUGCAGCAUUCUGCUGGCCAGCGUGUCUCAUUUUUCCGUUUCCAUUCUCCUUAUAUUUAUUUUAUUUGAUCUCCUAUCCAGCGCUCUCCUGUCCCCAUUUCCCUGCUCUUGCAUUGUGGCCGAGGUCACCCUCCCUAC